Messenger RNA from Paraphaeosphaeria sporulosa, 636 nucleotides. Its product is annotated as NAD(P)-binding protein. Gene Ontology annotation, molecular function: alcohol dehydrogenase (NADP+) activity. The transcript has 3 exons. Lineage: Eukaryota; Fungi; Ascomycota; Dothideomycetes; Pleosporales; Didymosphaeriaceae. Gene Ontology annotation, biological process: alcohol metabolic process. The record is from RefSeq and is a predicted model, not a curated record. Bases 1 to 636 code for a protein of 211 amino acids.
AUGCAUAGGGACAUUCAAGUAACAAGUAGAUUUGCAUGGAAACAGGCGGCUAAGUAUGGAUCCAUUAAGCCGGACAUUAUCAGGGCAGAUUGGCAUGCCGCCCCUAUCAUGUGCGGCGGGAUCACCCUUUAUUCUCCACUCAAGAAAUAUGGUGCAGAAGGUAAACACGUCGGAAUAGUUGGCCUGGGAAGGUUAGGACACUUCGGUGUCUUGUUUGCGAAAGCCCUUGGAGCGUUAAAGAUCACAGUCGUCUCGCGCUGGCGUGCGAAAGAGGACGAUGCAAAAAAGCUUAGAGCCGAUCACUUCAUCGCGGCUGACGAAGAAGGAUGGGAGCAGGGUGAUAAUGCAUCCUCCUUGGAUUUGAUUGUGUCCACUGUCUUAUCGGACAAGUUGCCACUCGACCUGUUUCCAGCAUUCCCAGCAGUUGCACUUAUCAUGAAAGCUGUUCACAUCACUGGAUCGGCGAUUGGAUCACCGAAAGAUAUUAAGGAGAUGCUGCAGCUUGUUUCUGAGAAGGGUAUCAAGCCGUGGACGCAAGAGGUUUCUCUGAAGCACACAAACAAAGCAAUUCUCGACUUUGAAAAUGGCAAGCCCCGAUAUCGAUUUGUAUUGAAGAAUGAGAACUAUAGCGGUUAG